Messenger RNA from Ambispora gerdemannii, 543 nucleotides. The record is from the annotation of a GenBank genome assembly. NCBI's taxonomy places the organism in Eukaryota, Fungi, Glomeromycota, Glomeromycetes, Archaeosporales, Ambisporaceae.
AUGGAAAUUAAUGGUCUUUCGAGAUUUCUAGAAGGAGAAAAUAAUUUAUAUAAGGAUCCAGAUUAUGAAUACGCGCUUUUAGAUGAUAGUCAUUCUGAUAUACAAUCAGAAACUUCAAUUAUCACGAAUACGACAAUAACUAGCAAUUUACUCGAAAAUGAUAACGAUAAAAGAAAUUUUACUUUUACUGAAACAGUAACCAACUUUAUUAAUGCCUAUAUGGAUUUAAAAUCGAAUGAUAACGAUAAUGAAAAUUUAGAUGAAAUUAAUAUUGAUUGGCUUGAUUCAGAAAUAGAUUCUGCUUUAGAAUGUAUCAUUUUGGAUUAUAAAGAUGGAAAAAUACAACGUUGCUCAAAUUUGAGAUUCCGGCCACUAAAACAAUUACUAGGUAUUUGGGAAUUAGAUUCUCAAGCCAUUGAUUCAAUAUUUAAGCAAAAUCAAAUGAAAGUAUUGGAAACACUUAGUAUAUGUUCCUCAUAUUUUAAUUUUGAUCAGGAUGACUUAUAUGAACGUGGCAUGAAAAAAGAAGUUUCAAUCAAAUGA